AUGAUGGGAAUAGCCAAUGUAAGUUCUCCAGAAGUCUUUGUACUGCUGGGCUUCUCUGCAUGGCCCUCACUAGAGCCCAUCCUCUUCCUCCUUGUCUUGGGGUUUUAUGUGCUAUCUGUCUUGGGCAAUGGCAUCAUCAUUGUGGUCUCUUGUGUGGACGUGCACCUCCACACACCCAUGUACUUCUUUCUUGCCAACCUCUCCUUCCUGGACAUUAGCUUCACCACGAGCAUUGUCCCGCAAUUCCUGGUCAACCUCUGGGGGCCACAGAAAACCAUAAGCUAUGGAGGGUGUGUGGUCCAGUUCUACAUCUCCCAUUGGCUGGGAGCCACCGAGUGUGUCCUCCUGGCUGUCAUGUCCUAUGACCGCUAUGCUGCUGUCUGCAGGCCACUCCACUAUACUGUCAUUAUGCAUCCGCAGCUCUGCCUCGGCCUGGCCUUUGUCUCAUGGCUGGCAGGUCUGACCACCAGCGUGGUGGGCUCCACGCUCACCAUGCUCCUACCACUGUGUGGGAACAAUCACAUCGACCACUUCUUUUGUGAGAUGCCCCUCAUAAUGCAACUGGCUUGUGUGGACACCAGCCUCAAUGAGGUGGAGAUGUACCUGGCCAGUUUUAUCUUUGUUGUCUUGCCUCUGGGGCUCAUCCUAGCCUCAUAUGGCCACAUUGCCUGGGCUGUGUUGAAGAUCAAGUCAGCAGAAGGGCAGAGAAAGGCAUUCAACACCUGCUCUUCCCACGUGGCAGUCGUGUCCCUGCUUUAUGGGAGCAUAAUCUUCAUGUAUCUCCAGCCCACCAAGAGCAACUCUCACGAGCAGGGCAAGUUCAUAGCUCUCUUCUACACCGUAGUCACCCCCAUGCUGAAUCCACUUAUCUACACCCUGAGGAACAAGGAUGUGAAGAGCGCCCUCAGACACAUUGUAUUAGAGAACUGCUGUGGCUUUGCAGGGAAAUGGGGACAAAUUUAG
Messenger RNA from Cynocephalus volans (Philippine flying lemur), 963 nucleotides. RefSeq names its product olfactory receptor 2C3. Bases 1 to 963 code for a protein of 320 amino acids. The record is from RefSeq and is a predicted model, not a curated record. Gene Ontology annotation, molecular function: G protein-coupled receptor activity; olfactory receptor activity. The transcript has a single exon. NCBI's taxonomy places the organism in Eukaryota, Metazoa, Chordata, Mammalia, Dermoptera, Cynocephalidae. Gene Ontology annotation, biological process: detection of chemical stimulus involved in sensory perception of smell; G protein-coupled receptor signaling pathway. Gene Ontology annotation, cellular component: plasma membrane.